CAACUGCGAGGAUUCUUUUAUCUUAUUUGUUGAAAUUUAUUUCGAUAAUUUUCAUAUUAGGCAGAGAAUAUUUCACAAAGAUCAGACGCGAGUUGUCAGACACUGCUGAAGCAUAUCUAUGGCUAGCCUUUAGUGAGCAGAGGGCGAUGACUCUAGAUGAACAUUCUUUGAAAGGACAAUAUCUGUUUGUGAGGUCUGGGUUUGGAGAUGAGGAGAUCUGCAGCGCCGUCAGUUCGUGCGGCAAAGAGAGGCAGGUUUAUUCCUCCGAUAUUAGGAUCGCGACUACAAGAAAACGGCAUAAGUUUAAAUCGAAACAACACAUCUGCAGAAGAAUUUGAGAAUGGCAGUUCUAAUUCUAUAAAGGAUAAGGAAGAAAUCUCUGUCAAGCCUAUAAUUAAAUCUUCAGACUCAACUUCAACUAAUGGAAAAAGUUUAUUGCUUUCAAAAUUCCAAACAAAAUCAACACAACAGCAAUCGUUUCGAUCUCCAUUCCUUAACAAGCAAUCACCAGGGCUUUCCUCAGUGAACACAAGUGACAAGCCAAAGGAUGAAGAAGAUGCUUGUCACUACUUUUCAGUUGUUUGGUGUAAAAUGUCCAAGAAAAAGCACAAAAAAUGGGAUGGAGAUGGCAUAUUAAUAACAAGGGGAAGAACAGCCAUAUUGAAGGACCUAGAAGGAAAAGAGAUUGCAAAGGGUUCUGGUUAUAAGUCUUCUGAACUUGCAACACUUCAGGAAGGCCACACUCUGUUUGUUGGUGGUAAAGAAAUUGAGAUGAUGGGGACUAUAUCAGCUGCUGAUUAUAUGAGUGGCAAGUGCUUUCAUGCUGUUUCCAGUCCUUCUAUAAUAAGUCAGGAAAAUAAUAGAAGAAAUUCUCAAAACACAGUACUAAAGCCCUUCAACAACCCUGGAAAGACUGCCAGUUCCUCUGCAGCAACCAACCAAAAUAUCAAGGCUAAAAGCACUGUAGCUUUGACACCAAGGCAUAGCAUAGAAACACCUGGGGCACUAGUCAUGCCAAGACCUAGUGCAUCACAUCAGUGGGAGAACAACAAGACAUCAACGCAGGUAGUAGAUGUCGUCAUAGAUCCCCACAUUGCUCAACACCUUAGACCACAUCAGAAAGAAGGUGUAAUCUUCCUCUAUGAAUGUGUAGUGGGGUUAAGGAACUUCAGUGGUAAUGGUGCUAUACUAGGUGAUGAGAUGGGUCUUGGUAAAACAGUACAGUGCAUUUCAUUAAUCUGGACAUUGCACAAGCAAAGCCCAUAUGGUGGUCAGCCGUUAUGCAACAGAACCCUCAUCAUAACUCCAGGCAGUCUAGUCAAGAACUGGUGCUCCGAGUUUCGUAAAUGGUUGGGAAAUGAAAGAAUGAAAGUGUAUCCUGUUACUUCAGAAAAACGCGUCAAGGAGUUCUCAAUCAGUCCAAUCUAUCCAGUUCUGAUCAUCAGUUACGAGAUGUUUAUUCGCUCACUAGAGGAAAUCCAGAACAUCAAGUUUGAUCUGUUCAUCUGUGACGAAGCGCAUCGACUAAAAAACUCCAAUAUCAAAACAACUACGGUGAUUUCAGCACUCAAGACAAGGCGCAGGAUUUUACUCACUGGAACACCUAUACAGAAUGAUCUCACAGAAUUCCACUCUCUGAUCGACAUUUGUAAUCCAGGCAUAUUAGGUACGCAAGUACUAUUUCGUCGUGUAUAUGAACAGCCCAUCAUACAAGGACAACAACCUAAUGCUACGAAUGAAGAAAAGAUUCUUGGACAAACAAGAGCUACCGAGCUGAACCGGUUAACAGGUCUGUUUUUCUUAAGAAGAACAGCGGAAAUCAAUAACCAAUACCUGCCACCCAAAGUUGAAACAGUGAUAUUCUGUCGUCCAUCCCAGCUACAGUCGUCCAUUUAUCGUCGGCUUCUCACCUCAAGGCUGGUUCGCUCCUGUCUAAUAGACUCCGCCGGAGGUUCUCGACACUUGGUGUGCAUUGCCGCGCUCAAAAAGAUAUGCAACCACCCAUGCCUGGUGUUUGAAGCCAGCCAAGAGGCUGAGACAAACCUAGAGAUUGAUGAAUCCGAAGAGGAGUCGCUCUAUGAUGGUCUGCUGUCAGUUUUCCCACAGGGCUACGACAAACAGGACCUGAAUCCACAAGAAUCAGGGAAGUUAGGGACUCUAAGUAAAAUGCUGGACAACAUUUCUUUCAUGAAAGAGAGAGUAGUAGUGGUAUCUAACUAUACCCAGACUUUAGAUGUGAUACAAAAGUUAUGCGAGGCUCGGGAUUACCGGUUCCUCAGACUGGAUGGUAACACUGCUACCAGUAAGCGACAGUCUCUUGUGGAUCGAUUUAAUACCAGAAAUUGUAAUGACUUCGUGUUUCUGCUGAGUUCCAAAGCCGGUGGUGUUGGUCUUAAUCUUAUCGGUGCAUCAAGGCUCAUACUGUAUGAUAUUGACUGGAACCCCGCCAAUGACCUACAGGCCAUGGCAAGGGUUUGGAGAGACGGGCAGAAGAAAAAAGUCUACAUAUAUCGCUUACUAACCACGGGAACUAUCGAGGAAAAGAUUUACCAGCGUCAGACUACCAAGCAAAGUCUAAGUGGAGCUGUAGCUGAUGCUAAAAAGGAAUCUAAAGUAGAAUUCUCACUUGAGGAAAUAAGGGACUUGUUCUGUCUCCACGAGAAUACGCCUUGCUCUACCCAUGACUUGUUGCAAUGCCGCUGUACCGAAGAACAGACUGAUGAUGAGCAAGCGAUAUCCAACCAGUCAGCGGCUGUGCCCAUAACAAGGGCGUGUCAGCUAGGUGUGCCUAGUAACGUUGAGAAGAAGCACACGUCAAUUGCGGAGCUGAUGGAAUGGCAGCAUUUGCCAUCACCUGUCAAUGAUACAGAACAAGAGGAUGGUUCUCUGUCAAAUGCAGGGGAUCUCAUUACCUUCAUGUUUCGCAGUGAAACAAAUCCUGGUAACUCUAUCAAUCUGUCAUCCACAUAUGACAAUCAAGUCACUUAAGAUGUGCCUGACGCGAGAAUCGAUGAGCUUGAGGGGUCAUUAUUUCAGAGUAGAAAACGACUCUCCCUCCCCUACAACGAGUGCCAUGCUGGCUGAAAUACAAUUCAUACAAAUUUAUUGUAAUUCUAAAUUCAAACCAGUAAAAUUAUCAACUUUUAUUUCAAACCAGUAAAUUUACCUCUAUGUGAUAAACGCCGGUAUCAGGCAGUUUAAUUAAAAUAAAAAAUAAAAUCUAAAUGUAAUAUUUUUGUAAUA
Messenger RNA from Actinia tenebrosa (Australian red waratah sea anemone), 3243 nucleotides. Its product is annotated as DNA repair and recombination protein RAD54B. Gene Ontology annotation, biological process: reciprocal meiotic recombination; double-strand break repair via homologous recombination. Gene Ontology annotation, molecular function: ATP binding; DNA translocase activity. The record is from RefSeq and is a predicted model, not a curated record. NCBI's taxonomy places the organism in Eukaryota, Metazoa, Cnidaria, Anthozoa, Actiniaria, Actiniidae. Gene Ontology annotation, cellular component: nucleus.